Molecule: messenger RNA, 1897 nt
Organism: Rhea pennata
Lineage: Eukaryota; Metazoa; Chordata; Aves; Rheiformes; Rheidae
Gene: TBXA2R
Product: thromboxane A2 receptor
Exons: 4
Coding region: 392-1471 (359 amino acids)
Biological process (GO): positive regulation of blood pressure; positive regulation of vasoconstriction; positive regulation of cytosolic calcium ion concentration
Cellular component (GO): plasma membrane
Molecular function (GO): thromboxane receptor activity
Source: RefSeq, a predicted model, not a curated record
GCGAGGACGUGGCCGGCCAGGGCGUCCCGCCGAGCCGCCGCCGGCGGGAGCUGCAAGCCGGGGGCCGUCUGUGCCGGUCCCCCGGGAUGGAGGCGGCGGAGGCACGGCAGGAAUGACCCCCCCCCCCUUCUCCGGCUGCUGGAAUCCAGCUCUGGUAAACAAGACAGGGCCGGCGCGGGCAUCCUCGUGCGAGGGCCGUCCUGGAUGGGGCGAGACGACAGCUGAGGUGACGGCUCUGGCCCGCACAUGAAUCUCUUCCCGGUCGGGCAGACACGUGCGCGGGCAAGGCAGGAUCAGGGCAGGCACUGGAGCCUGCGGGCAGGACGCCCCAUGGAGCCGAGUCUGGAGGGCGCCUGAAGCCACUGCAAGGACGAGGACGGGGUUGGGGGCCAUGGAGACCCCCAACGGGAGUGUGGCCGGCCAGCCGGACACGUGCUUCGGGGCAUUCAAUGCCAGUGUCAGCCUCAAUGAGACGCAGAGGAAAACCAUCACGUCGCCGUGGUUCUCCACCACCUUUGGCCUCAUCGGCCUGUGCUCCAACCUCUUUGCCCUGUGUGUCCUACUCAGUUCAUCCCGCAAGCUGUCCAGCCGGACCCGUUCCUCCUUCCUCGUCUUCCUCUGUGGGCUGGUGGUCACAGACUUCAUGGGGCUGCUGGUGACAGCCUCAGUCAUCAUCCCCUAUCACUUCAUCAAGUUCAACUGGGCCAAGGUGGACCCCAGCUGCCACCUCUGCAACUUCCUUGGCUUCUCCAUGGUCUUCUUUGGGCAGUGCCCACUGCUACUGGGAGCCACCAUGGCCGGCGAGCGGUUCUUUGGAAUCAACCACCCCUUCUCCCGCUCCACCAGCAUCUCCAAGCGUCGUGCAUGGUCCAUCGUGGGGCUGGUGUGGGGUUUCUCCUGUAUCCUAGGGCUCCUGCCAGUCCUGGGACUGGGAAGGUACACGUUGCAGUACCCUGGUUCCUGGUGCUUCCUCACCCUCCUGCCCGACACCAAAAAUGUCAUCUUCUGCCUGCUUUUUGCCUUGCUGGGCAUCUUCUCUGUGCUGCUCUCCUUCAUCUUCAACACAGUCAGCGUAGUGACACUGUGCCGCGUCUACCAUGACCGGGAGUCAGUGCAGCGGCGCCGGGACAGCGAGGUGGAGAUGAUGGUGCAGCUCGUGGGCAUCAUGGUCAUCGCCACCAUCUGCUGGAUGCCCCUUCUGAUCUUCAUCAUCCAGACGGUCCUGCAGCAGCUGCCGGCCCCCGAGCGGGUCCAGACGCUGCCCUGGGAGACGCAGAAGAUGCUGCUCAUCUACAUCCGCAUGGUCACAUGGAACCAGAUCCUCGACCCGUGGGUCUACAUCCUCUUCCGGCGGGCCGUGCUGCAGCGCGUCUACCCCAGCCUCCGCUCCCGGCCCUCCAUCGUCUCCCUCUACCCUGUCCUCAACCCUUCCUUGCGCCGCAAGUUCACCCAGGAGUCGGUGCUGCAGUAGCAGGCGCCAGGUCACCGGCCGGGGACAGCCGCGAGGUGGGGGAGUGGGGUGGGAUGAGCCCCGUGGGCCAAAACGUGACCCCCCCCCCCCCCCACUUCGUGGGCGCAGCCUGUGCCGGGUGCCCCUGCUCUGGGGGGUGGCAUCUCCCUGGUGCCCAGGGCAGCUGUCCGCAGCCGUGUCCCCCCCUCCCUUCCCCCCCCCCCCAGGGUGUAAGGCAGGGCCAGAGAGGUGAUUAGUUAAUUAAUGAGUUAAUUCAGCACGUGUCCAAGGUGCUCUGCCCCCCCCCACCCCAACCUCCCUCCCCGGGGCUGGCAGGGAGCCGGGGGGCACGGCGGGCGCCGGGACCCGGCUGGCAGCGGCGGGCGCCGGGCUGCUCCCCGCCUCGGUUCGGGUGGCCCCCCUGCAAUAAAAUCCACCUUGUGCCGC